UUUCUUGCUUAAUCUAAUCAUCUUGUUUUUAGCCUCUUUCCUUUUUCUUUCUCCUUUGCCCCCCAAUCUAUUCUCCUCCUUCUUCAUCCUCCUCCGUUCUUUCUCUCUCCUCAAUCUUUAUCUUUCUAAUUCUCUCUAUUACACAGAUCCAAAAUCUUCAACAGUAGCCUAAUUUCCGGAAAUUUCGUUUCACAAAGAUUCGGUUUUUAAUUAGCUUUAGUUUCAAUUCUGUUCUUUAAAUACUUCUUUUUCGUCAUAAUUUUAUCGUCGCUGUGGGAAAUGCCGUUUGAUAAUCGAAAAUUUGUUCGGAAAUUCCAAUAAUCAUCGCCAUUGAAUUCGAGCCUUAGGGUUUGGUUGGUCAAUUUUUCUUUUGGGUUAUGCAGCCCCCUUUUUUCAACUCUUUAUUACAGUUGGAUCUGAUUAGAAGGACAUUUUUCAUUUUCUAGGAAAAUUUCUGGGUUUCUACAAAUUUGUCAAAAAAUUGAAGUUUCCAAAAAAAUAAAUUGUACAUAAAGUACCAAUUUUGGUAAAAUCUUUGGAAAAUCGGUUGAUCUUGGGGCUUUUAUCCCUCUUAAUUACCUUAAUUACUUGUACAAAAAGUACAAUUUUUUUGGGAAAUUUAUCAGUUUCCUCUAUUUGAGUUGGGGCAAUUUUUUUUUUUUUUCUUUUGAAUUUUUGGUGGCUUAAAAAUUCUAAUUUGGGUUAGAUUAAGCUGUUUGAGAGUAUUGAACCAUGGAUCAUGUAAUUGGUGGGAAGUUUAAGUUGGGCCGAAAGAUUGGAAGUGGUUCAUUUGGGGAGCUUUACUUAGGUAUCAAUGUACAGACCGGCGAGGAAGUCGCUGUUAAGCUGGAAUCUGCAAAAACAAAACACCCGCAACUGCAUUACGAGUCGAAAUUGUACAUGCUUCUUCAGGGAGGCACUGGUGUUCCCCAUCUCAAAUGGUUUGGAGUAGAAGGUGAAUACAAUGUUAUGGUUAUUGAUCUUCUGGGCCCUAGUCUGGAGGACUUGUUCAACUACUGCACUCGCAAGUUUUCACUGAAGACAGUACUAAUGCUUGCUGAUCAAAUGAUUAGUAGGGUUGAGUACAUGCACUCAAGAGGUUUUCUUCAUCGCGACAUAAAACCCGACAACUUCUUAAUGGGUCUUGGUCGGAAGGCAAAUCAGGUGUAUGUCAUCGAUUUUGGCCUUGCAAAAAAGUACCGAGAUCUUCAAACACACAAACACAUACCUUACAGAGAAAAUAAGAAUCUCACCGGAACUGCUCGAUAUGCUAGUGUGAAUACACAUCUUGGUGUUGAGCAAAGCAGAAGAGACGAUCUAGAGUCCCUUGGCUACGUGCUUAUGUAUUUUUUGAGGGGAAGCCUUCCAUGGCAGGGCUUGAAAGCUGGAACUAAAAAGCAGAAGUAUGACAGGAUAAGUGAAAAGAAAAUGCUUACUCCCAUAGAGGUUCUUUGCAAAAACUAUCCUUCAGAAUUCACAUCAUACUUCCACUAUUGCCGGUCAUUGAGAUUUGAUGACAAGCCUGAUUACUCAUAUCUGAAGAGACUAUUCCGUGACCUUUUUAUUCGGGAAGGUUACCAAUUUGACUAUGUAUUUGACUGGACAAUAUUGAAAUAUCCACAAAUUGGUUCUAGCUCCAGACCAAGGCCAGCCGCAAAACCAGCUUUAAAUCCUGGAACUUCUGCUGAAAGAGCUGAGAGGACUUCAGGGGGACAAGAAAUUCGGGAUAGAUUUUCUGGCGCAGUUGAGGCAUUUGCUAGAAGAAAUCAUCCAGGCUCGGGUUCGCAAGGUCAUAGAUCAUCAGAUGAUCCAUCAUCGAAGGAUGUGAUUGCACUGAUUACAGGGAAAAUAACAAUGGUAAUAACAUCAAUAUGUUAUAUGUUCACUUGUUCAGCAAGCAGACCGUGAAAGAAGCCGUAUAUCAAGGAACGGGAGUACUUCAAAAAGAGCAAUUGCAUCAUCAAGUAGGCCAAGCUCUUCUGGUGAGCCUAGUGAUGGCAGGUCAAGCAGGCUGAUGUCAUCAAGUGGUCGUCUGUCUACAACUCAAAGGAUUCAAUCUGGAUUCGAGUCAAAGACAUCUACUCGUGCUCGUGUUUCCGCUACAAGACCUGGACGAGAUGAUCCUCUAAGAAGCUUUGAGUUUCUAUCUAUUGGCGCAGGUAGGAGAAAGUAACAAGUAAGAACAUGCUGAAAAUUGUUUCUGGGUACAUUCUGCUAUAAAUAGGAGGGAUAAAUCAAAAUCAAGAUCUCAAUCCUCUACAUUUUAAGAGGUCUUUAACCUGGGUUGUUCCAUAUGUGAUGCUUGAAAAGCUUUAACGGGUUAAUUCCAUUUCCCCGGAAUGAUUGUGCUCUCCCAAAGUCUUUCGCGCAUUAUAUGGCGCUGUAAACCUUCUACCUACCUCUACCGAUCCAAGGAGAUAGAAAGGAAGAUCACUCUAGGAAUUUGUCUAUAUGUUGAGACUAGGAGAAAUAAGGGGUCAUUUUUUUCUCUGUCCAUGAAUUAUAAUCAUAUGAUUUAAUUCAUUUUAAUGUACUUCGUAAGUGCACAUAUUUCGUAAUGUACCUAAUAAGCUCUCGUUUUCUUAUUCUAUACUGUAAACUUUUCUUAAUUAGCCUCCUAAUUGGCUAUUUGGCUAUAUGCAAGAUGAUGUUAUUAGCUUCAAAUAACAAUUUUCUGUGUCACAUAAGCUUUAGAGUUGACAUUAUGUUGAUGAAUAAACUAUACUUUGUAGUUCUAUUA
Messenger RNA from Spinacia oleracea (spinach), 2740 nucleotides. RefSeq names its product casein kinase 1-like protein 10. NCBI's taxonomy places the organism in Eukaryota, Viridiplantae, Streptophyta, Magnoliopsida, Caryophyllales, Amaranthaceae. Gene Ontology annotation, molecular function: ATP binding; protein kinase activity. The record is from RefSeq and is a predicted model, not a curated record. Gene Ontology annotation, biological process: protein phosphorylation. The coding region runs from base 733 to 1908 and encodes 391 amino acids. The transcript has 14 exons.